Coccidioides immitis RS is the source of this 2388-nucleotide messenger RNA. Its product is annotated as C2 domain-containing protein. Gene Ontology annotation, biological process: positive regulation of gene expression. The coding region runs from base 217 to 2010 and encodes 597 amino acids. The transcript has 2 exons. The record is from RefSeq and is a predicted model, not a curated record. Lineage: Eukaryota; Fungi; Ascomycota; Eurotiomycetes; Onygenales; Onygenaceae.
CCGUGUCUGUCAUUGCGAUGUGCUCUGCUUAAAAAAAAAAAACGAGGUGCCCAGGACAUUGCCUGCCCCUCUCCCCCCUUUGUCUCCCGUACAGCUUUCUUCCUGUCUCCCCGAUCCCAUGCCGGUCUUUCCCGGCACUCUCUCGUUCUUCCAGGUUCACUGGUUGUUUUUGAGGCCUCCUACAUCAGGUUUACUCCUCUAGUUGAAGCAAAUCGUAUGGCUUCAGCCCAUCAUAAUGCUGUUCGCUCCAGGCAAGCGUCUCAUAGCUCAGCUUCGGCCGUGGAGGAAACAAUGGAUCACGACUCUCCUGCUGGGGGUUUUGAUGACACGCCCAUUCCCGAUGCUCCGCCUGGGUUCACCCUCAAAUUCACCAUUCAUCGAGCCCAGAAUCUCCCUUUGGGCGACUUUGGCUCCAUGUCCUCAGACCCUUAUGUACUUUUGAUUCUCAACACGGAUCUGGCCCGCCGCCACCCCCAGGAUCCUGAUAUAACUUUUCGCACCCCUACCAUCAGGAAGGAUAUCAAUCCGGUUUGGAACUGCGAGUGGAUCGUCGCCAACGUACCGGCGUCUGGGUUCCACCUGAAGUGCCGGGUAUAUGAUGAGGAUUUUGCCGACCACGACGAUAGACUGGGUACCGCAUACAUCGACGUCGAUGGCAUCGAUGAGAAUUGGAGCGGCUUCAAAGAACAGCAUUUUAAGGUUAGGAAAAAGACUGGCAGUAAUAGGGCGUAUUUGCUACGGUCCAUAGCAGCAACCUGCUCCAAGAACUUCAGCGUUAAAGGAGAGCUUAUCGUCAGCGUCGAAUGUCUGGGUAAGACCCCAGGCGAUCAAGGCGGACAUAUGUAUACCAUCGGCCCCAACUAUUGGACCCGUCAUUUUUCUCCCAUGAUUGGGAGGUUGGUGGGAACAAAGGAUUCCGUCCAACCGGGGACAGGCAAAAAACCUAUCACCAAAUAUAACUUUCAAGCAAUUCAAAUUCAGUUGACGGGACCAGUACCUUGGAGACUGUAUCAUCGAUAUGUCGAAUUUAAACCGUUUGUUGCCGGGAUGUUUAACGGCCAGAGUAUACGUGGACGCCUCCUGAACCACGCCCUGCACCAUCAACACGCUAGAAUAUACAAUUUCGAUCGAUCCACCAUGCAUGGCAUGUUCCCCUCGCCAUGUAUCGAACUCGCGCAGCAGUUCCUGGAGUUUGUGCACUACGAUCAAGGCGGUAGAAUUUUCACUUAUGUCCUCACAUUGGAUGGGCAGUGGCGGUUUACCGAAACAGGAAAAGAAUUCGGAAUCGACUUACUGAGCAAACACACUAUGCAUAGUGAUGUAUCUAUAUAUAUCGCUUAUUCUGGCGAGUUCUUCGUCCGUCGAGUACAUCAUCACCACCACCACCACCAUCACAAUCGCCGUCACAGUCAUAAAGAGAAAGCCAUUGAUUCAAUUGUGCCUGAUGGUGGAAACAAACAAACCGAUGCAGCUCCUAACAGAUCACAAGAUUCUGUGAUUGUUUCAAUUGACCCUGCAGAUUAUGAGCUUGUAAUAGACAAUGAUAGCGGAACAUACCGACCAAAUGCAUCUCUGCUGCCAUUACUGAAGGAGUUCUUGGAGAAAAAUUUGCCAGGACUUAAGAUAACCACCCUGGAUUGCCAAAAAGAUGCAGAGGAAAUGAAUAAAUUGAAAGAAGAGCAAAGAGAGCGGAAGAAAGCUACCGGCAGGCACAUUGCGUAUCUCCAACGACGAGUAAGCUCGUCAUCAUCGUCAAUCUCGAGCUCUGAUGAGGAAGAGCUCGAGCAACGAAUGGGCCAAGCGCCAAAACAUAAGAACCCACUUGCCCAAAAGCUUCACUGGAUGAUGGACCCCAAAGCGAGAUAUAAAGAGUGGGUGGUUACGGGCCAUGUAGGCCGAUCCCCUGUGGCACAUGAACAUUUUCAAUCCUGGCCGAUGGAUACACAACAUCACCCCGAAACUGGAGAAGCGUCCCGGCCCGCACAGCCGCCCCAGCCCGCAAAUAAUUGAUAAUAAAGACCGAGAGUUUGAAUUGUGGUGGCUAUGUGCUUCCAUAUUUGAAGUAUCUCUGGAAGAUGAGUUGUGUGUGGAUUUCGACAACUCAUGGCGAGGAGUUUGGGUUUGGUUAGUUAGGAUGCCGAUGCGAAAAAGCGACACGGAUAGUAUUUUUGGCCUCGAGAAACUCACAGAAAUUCCAAAACAAGAAUGACUGAAGGAUAGUGAUAACUACUUGUACGUAAUCUAAUUUUUUUCUUUUCUUUUCUUUUCUCCUCUUUUUUUUCUUUUUUUCUUUUUUUUUUUCCCGCCCCCUAGUAGCACAGUUCCCAAUCUCACUGUACCGUACAGAGUACAAAGUAUCAUCUCAAUGUGUAAUGUUUACCGCGAAAG